Messenger RNA from Aethina tumida (small hive beetle), 5189 nucleotides. RefSeq names its product GATA zinc finger domain-containing protein 14 (gene IRSp53). Gene Ontology annotation, biological process: actin filament bundle assembly; actin crosslink formation; positive regulation of actin filament polymerization. The record is from RefSeq and is a predicted model, not a curated record. The coding region runs from base 484 to 3822 and encodes 1112 amino acids. The transcript is spliced from 15 exons. Gene Ontology annotation, molecular function: protein binding. Gene Ontology annotation, cellular component: nucleoplasm; cytosol. Lineage: Eukaryota; Metazoa; Arthropoda; Insecta; Coleoptera; Nitidulidae.
GUACAUCGCCGCGCGAACGUACGACAACUUUCUGGGGCCUCCUCGCUAUACGUUUUCCGUGUCCCGACAAACCGUUUUUGCGUGCAUUUUCCGCACACGUUUUCCCAAUUUUCGGCCACUUCUUCGUCCUGUGGAUCGUGCGAUUUUUUAACUAAUUUUCUGGAUUUUUGGUUGGUUGUUGUGGAUUGUUUUGCCGAUUGGUUUUGUUGUUGGUGUGUUUUGAAAGUUGCGCGUCGCGCGACGCCGGAGGAGAGAGCUGAAGUUGAUGAGAGAUAUUGAAUCGACCCCGGCCAAGUGGAGUGCAGCCAACGGAACGACUCAAUUUUAAUUCCAACAGUUAAAAUCGUCCCAAUUAAAUAAAAAAUACACGGUGCAUGUGUUCGGCCAGGCAUCCACACGCGUCCGUGAACUGUUAUGAAUAUUACAAAAGUGAGUGCGCCGAAUUAAUUUGAAACCCGAAAACGUCAGGAUCAGAUAGGCGCAAUGGAGACCGAGGAGCUCAUCAAACUUGUAGACGGCAUUUACAAGAACAUCCUGGAUAAGUUCAACCCGGGCGCCAGGCAAAUGAUCAACGCGGGCAAAGCUUACCUUAAAGCUCUACACGGUGCUGCGGCGGCUUCUAGGAUGUACGUGGACGCAAUCAGUAAACUGGCCCGUCAGGCCCAACAGGGCACCUGGGGCGGAUCAUCCGAUAUCGGUGCCGCAUUAAUGAAAAUCGUGGAGGUUUACAAGGAAAUACAGGAUCAGCAAAUGAAUAUUCUGAAAGCGUUCUACGUCGAUCUCCUCGUACCGCUCGAGACCAAUCUUGAAAAGGACACCAAAGUCGUACAGUCGGAGCAGAAGCGGUUUCUUCAACAGCACAAACAACGAUCCGAGACUUACAGCAAAGCGGCGGCCAUGAUGAAAAAGCAACGAAAGAAGUCCAGGGGUUCGACGAAAACAGGCCUCGCCAUGGACAAGGAACUUAAGAAUAUGCAGGUCCUGGAGGAGGAAAAGACGAAACUGGAUGCAUUCUGCGAACAAAGCUUAAAGAACGCAAUGACCCAGGAACGCCGGCGUUACGGCUUCGUCCUGGAAAGGCAAUGCUCUCUGGCCAAGCAUUAUCUUUCGUAUCAUAGUCAGGGUGCAGCGUCCUACGAACAAAAUCUGGAGAAGUGGUCGGAAGUGGCCAAGACCAGAGAAUAUCUGCCCGAAUCUGUUGAAAAUAUAUUCAGCAAUCGGCUCAGGCAAAUUUCCGUAUGGCAAGACGAGGAUGUUUACUCCAAUCCCAGAAGUCCCAAUUUCGAAGAUGACAGAAUGAGCAUUAACUCACAGUUGAGGAAGACCAAGAGCAUGGACGCUUCCUGUUUGGAUAUACGUUCGAUUGGUGAAGUCGGAUCGCCAGUCAAUACACUGUCCAGAGCCAAGUCCGAAUUUAAUCUCAACUCUUCCACACAUUCACUCGCUCAAGAUGGUCACACCCCGACACGCCGUCCUAAGUCGAUCGCAGUUCCGCCGCCUCCGGCCUGGGACACUCAACUGGCUCGAGCGCUCUACGCGUAUUUGUCGAGUGGCGAAAAUCAACUCAGCUUCCACGAAGGCGAUUUAAUAGCUCUAAUCGGCGACAGGACGAAGGGCUGGCAAUUCGGCGAGAAUCUGAGGACUCAGUGCAGCGGCUGGUUCCCCCUCGCCUACACCGAGGUCCUUGAUGAUCCUACUAUGUCGCCAUCACAUCGCGUCGACACCGGAGGAUCGCAACAUUUAAACAACUCGUCGUCUGCUAAUCAAGGAGGGAGCGGCAGCAUGAUGUCGCCGGCUGGAUCGGGUGGUACGCCGUCCGGUAACAACACGCUAGAGCACGGCACACCCCGAAUGUUCGGGGACACCCUUCACCUACACAGAUCCUCUAAUAAUGCUAAGCAGAUUCGGCGAGCGAUCGGUUCUAACAACAUUCCGCCACCAGCGCUCCCCGCCCCCGUACCAACCCCGUCGUUGCCCUACCAGAAAGCCGGCAUCACCCAAUCCCAGAGUACCCAGUUCACCAAGACUGGCAUGGACAUUUCCACCUUCCAGUCCCCAUACGCCCAGACUACGAUGAAGACCUCCGCGUCUUCCUUCAACUUCACCACCCCCUCGACCGGCGCCUAUUCCACCCACCCCCAACCAUCGAGGUCGGACAGACCGACCGCGGGUGCGCCUCUGCCAUUGCACCUGCAAACUAAGGGAGGAAAAAUCGGCGGGCCUGUAGGCAAUGUGUCGUUACACAGCAGCAACGAUUCGGGUUUCAGUAAUGAUCCUCCACCACAGCCGGAAAUUGAUUAUUCGGAUGACGACUCCAUUCCCGGGCAGACCAAAUUGCCCGCCAGAUCUAAAAUGACCAGGGAAGUAAACGGCGACACCAGUACGGUGCCCAGAAAGGUGCACGCCCAAGCGAUGAAGCAGUCGCACAGCCACGGCAAUUUGGUGGACAACCGAUUUUACAUGUCUGACGACAACGAUCUAUUAUCCAAGGAAAACAGGAAGCUGGUGAAAAGAACAAAGUCUUUCUGGAAGUUCGGCAAGAACUCCUCAGACAACGAAAUAUUAGAAGGCAUGGCUCUGUGGAGACACAGGGACCUGGUCGAUGUGGAAAACGAGAAAAAGAACGCAAAGAAGAACAGCCAGAGGAGGGUGCGCAAGCCGAGCAGAGAUAAGUCCAACGACUCCGAUCGCACGAUAAACGCUAAACAAAACGGAGACAUAGCUCCACCUAAAAUUGAGAAAAACACGAAAACCAUAGACGUUAAGAGAAACAAGAGUUUCGCAGAGAAACAAAAGCUCUCUUUACCAAAAAGGCGCAACUCCGAUAUAAUCAACGAAGAUUUCGACAACUACGAGAAACACAUGCAAUCAAAUAAAAUUGACGAUCAAUUUUACGACGAUGACGGCGACGGUUUGAUGAUGAAGACCGUGAACAGAAAGAACAUUUUGCAGCAGUACAGCAACGAUUCAUCUGGAGCAGAUUCUGGAAGUGAAUCUGACAUUACCAGCGAUGAUCCAUAUGAUUGUAUAGUCGUGGACGAUCAGCAAGUGAGAAACGAAAACAAGUUCCCGAACGUGGCGGAACUGGGUAAAAAACUCGAGAAGCUCUCCAAGUCUAGCAAAUACUCGCCGAAUAAAGAAAAUAACAUGAACAAUCAGCAAAUCAGGAACAGCAUUCAGGAAAAGAAUAACAUUAACAUGCGUAGCAAUAUCGAUAAGAAACUGAAUUCGGAGAUAGAAAACGAAGAUAUAAUUCAAUACAGGGAUAAAAGACACAGUUUCAAGACCUUUGGCAUCGAAACGAAUAACGAGAACGGGGAAAAGGAACGCAUCGAUAACGAGCGAUAUUAUUCACAGGCCCAUAGUAAAAAGAACAACGAAACGGCACAAGAUAAACGCCGCUACUAUGCCGACUCCAACAAUAAAAUUAACUCGGUCGAAAGACACAAGAGACCCAGUUACGAGAGCAUAGAAAACGAGGGGCAGACCAGGAGCAGGGACAGUAGGAGCCAUCAGAGUAUGAGACGAUCCAACGAGGGCGAGAAGAGGGAUAAGAUGAAGUAUUACGACUCCACCAACGACGAACUGUCGGACGCAGUAGAAAAUAGACAGUUUUUGCCCAGGACCAAGCUCACAAAAACAAACAGUAACAACUCUAAAUACGAGCAAGACAUUGGUUUGAUGGAAUAUGGGGAGACUUUGCAGAAGAGGUUGAAAAAUCCGGAAUACGGAGCCAAGUAUGAUGAGAGGUCGCCCCACAAUGGCAACAUGUACGGCCCUUGGUAUGACCUUUGGGGCUUGGACUCAUCAGUCAGAAAGUAGAUGAAUCUGGACGUACCUAUUUAUUUCGUAUUUAUUCCUACCAGGUGUUGGAGAAUAUUUUCGACUAACAAACAAAAUUGUUUUGCUUACAUAUCAUUUCAGAUAGUAUUAUGUUAGACUGCCUUAGAAAUUUACUAAAAAAACAGAAAAUGCUCAAAUAUAUAAUGCUCAGAACGAGAAUGGAAAAAGUUGUGAGGAGAUGAAAUAAAGCUUCAAACUGUUUUAUUAACAAACGCAUGUAUGAUCGUUGUUUAAUAAUAUUCGGCUUAAUUUUUGUGCAUGUUGAGUUAAAAUUAAUCCAGUUUUAUUGGAUUUUAAUAAAUUAAUUAUCUUGUUCAUUGCAUGUUUUAUUCAUGGUGUUGGUUCUUUUCAGGUCUAAUAAUUUUGCUACCAUCAAACUGCGAAAGACUAACCCUAGUACCGAUAGGACAACGUCAUUAAUACUAGAGUAAAUUUACCCCUUUUAUCAAAUUCUUUCAAUCCUUAUCGAUGUCAAAUAUUGUAAUGUUAUUUAAGUGGCAAAUAUUUAUUAUUUUUUUAUAUUUGCUAGAAACAUUAAGCUAGUCUAAUUAUUAAAAUAAUUAAGGAAUAUAUCUAUACAUGUUGCAUUAUAAACACUGUAAAUUGUAUAUAAAUGCUCAUAAUAUUUUUUGAUAUUACUGUGUUUUAAUUAGUUUCUACUUACCUUAUAGUUAAUUUACAUACUUGAUAAUUUUCUCUUCCAUUUCUUAAACUUUGUAUAUAGAGAAUUUUUCGGUGGUUGGGCUAGUGCAAUAUAUAUCAACCCUUGAACAAAACAAACUUACUACUGUAUUUGCUUUUGGUUCCAUUAAAAUUUUUAAUCUGUUGUAGCUAAAUUUUGUAUUUUUGUUAACGAAUCUAUAGAGUAAUUAUAUUUGAAGUCUGUGAUAAAUUGAAUUACCUUUAGCUUUUUAGAUGCAACUAUAUUAGUAAGUUUGAUAUACAGUUUUGUAUAUAGGCUCUUGUUUGUAUAUAAAGAAUUAAUCUUAACGCAAUCAAAACAUUUUUGCCCUUAUUUGUUUACUGUCACACAUUUUUAUAUUACGAAAUUUUUUAUAAUACAAUAGGUAUAAUUUAGGUAUUGUACUGUACCGUCCAAAUAUAACCCAAAAGUAACGCAUUUGCGUUAAUUAUGUAAUUGUAAAUUUACUCGCCCCAAAUAUAUACUGGAGGCUUAUAUUCAUGUUGUUUGUGGACAGUUAUCGCCAAUGAAACUGACUGGUAACUGUUAGAAAGAGUAUAAAUUAGCAGCAUUGUACUCAUCUAUGUUUUGUAUAGCUAUAGCAUAAACAUAUUGUUAAGUAUAUUGUAUAUCAUUUUAAUAUAAAUAAAAUUUAAAUUGUUUA